CCUCCUCCUCCUCCCAUGGCGCUCUCCACCUCCCCCUCCUCCUCCUCCUCCUCCCCAACCACCACCCACCUCCCCCAAAGACUCGACCUUCACUCCACCCACUCACUCGUCGCCUUCGUCGACCGCCACAUCCGCCGCCUCCUCUCCGACCCCGCAGCCCGCGCCGCCCUCCACCUCGCCUGCCGCGCCAGCCUCUCCGGCCCCACCCGCGGCUUCUUCGAGUUCUCCGACCAGUCCGUGCUCUCCAACCUCUACUGGGGGGUCGAAUCCCUCGAGCUCGCGAUCACCUCCGGUUCGCCCGAGGAGAGGGCCUCUCGGCUCGCCGGCUCCGAGAAGAUGCUGCAAGUUCCCGCCUUGUUGGAUGAAGAGGGGAGAAUCGGGGGAAUUGAGAACAGAUACAUUGUUUGCUACUCCUAUUUCUACCUCGCCCUGGUUCGGAAGCUUCGGGGGGAUCAGUGGCAGAUGACCAUGAAUUUCUUGCAGUCGGUGAUAGUGUUCCCCAAGUUGGUUAGAACGGUGCUCGCGACGUGCUUGUGGAAAAGCCUCUUUGAGGAUAAAACUACGAGUGCGGGGGGGACUGAGGAGGAAGCGGACGAGGCAGCGAGGAAGCAGGGGAGGAGGUACAAGUACUGGUUGAUGUACUACCAGGUGGUUUCCUACGGCGAGAUUCCGCCGUGGAAUAAGAAAUUCUCGGCUUGUGAGGAUCGUGAGAUUGAGCCGUGCGCUCAUCGGUAUAGACAGAUUCCUGGGACGAGAUUUGAGAGCUCUCUCAUACUUAGCAGGCCGAAUCUUCAGCAUGAUACACAAGCCUGUUUAGUGGGUAAUGGAAUUACAGUAGAUAACGAUAAGGCCUCUACAUCCAAUUUCAAGAGAUGUGGUGGUUUUGCUGAACUAAAUGAUGGUCAUUCUCUUCUUAAGAGUUUCGACAAAGUAUUUCAAGAAGAGGUGAAGGAAAACUUCGAAAUGAGGUGUCUCCAAGAUAUGCUUGAAGAAUCCCAAUCAGAUUCACCAAUUUCCUUCUACUCAAAUGUUGAUUCAAUAGAGGCAAGUGAUUCAGAGGUACAUUUGAGUCAUAAAGAAAGUUCAGCAAAGAUUAUGCCAAUAGAUGCAGAUCUUUUAGCAUCGAAGCUUGGUGAAAGAGUCCGUGCAUCCUGGUGCACAUCUCCUGAGUGUACAAAAUUCUAUCAUGAAUCUCCAAAAUACCCAGUUCAUGAGGAAUCUUUCGAACCAAAUACAAGCUACCUACUGUCUAGUAGAUCACAAGGUUCACUCAGCAAUUUACAAAAUUCAAUCUUAGAUUUUAGAGAGGUAGAGCCAUAUUCCUUCAAAUAUGGUGUGAAAGAAGAGACUAAUCGAGAAAGUCCACUAAGGCAUAAUCUCAGAUGCUUUAGCAAAAUGUUUCUGAAGAAGUAUAGCUUAUCUGAACUAGUUUCUCGUGGAAGCUUCGCAAGAAAAAUUAUAAGCUUUUCAAGCAGCGAGAAGGAUUGGAGUGACGGAAGUUCGACUUGUGGGAAAGAUACUCAAAUAGAAAUUUCGGAAAGGUUUGAGAAAGCAUUAAAAUUUGCAGAUUCUGAAUUUGAAUUUACAAAUAUAUUGGAUUUGCUAGAAGGUAAAUCAGAGUUUAUGUACGGUACAAUAAAACGAGAUAUCCUCGAGCAGUUAAUGGAUAGCAUUUCAACCUCCAAGAAGGAGAAGGUGAUCAGGGCAUCCGUGUACAUACUUCUUCUACUAAUAUCAGAAGACAGAAGUAUUUUAGAAGACAUUAAGAGAAAGGAAUCAUUUCUAUAUGAUUUGGGUAAUGCCUUAAAGAGAAAUGUUCAUGAAGUCGCUCUUCUUAUUUAUUUGUUAAACCCUUCACCUCUGGAGAUGAAAACCUUAGAAAUCUUACCAGCUCUCGUGGAGGUUGCUUGCAAUUCAAAAGGCCUAAAGGGGCUUUCGUUAUUACCAAUAACACCGACAGCGGCUUCAAUCUCCAUGAUCGAAGUUUUAGUUACUUCGUUUGAUUAUGUAACGAACAAUAUUCACUUGGCAGCAAUUAGUUCUCUGCCAAUCCUCUCUAAGCUAGUAAAUGUGGCAAUGAAUAACAACUUGGAAGAAGGUGUGGCCUUGGCAGCUAUUCUUGUUAGGUGUAUGCGAUUAAAUGGAAACUGCAAAAAUUUUUUAUCACAAGUCACUCCUGUUGACCCAUUCCUUCAUCUCCUCAAAAGAAAGGAGAGGCGUGCGAAAUUCACCGCACUUGAAUACUUCUACGAGAUUCUUCAAAUGCCUCGGUCCUCAGCUAUUAAUCUUCUUCAACAGAUACGGCAACAAGGAGGUAUUAGCAUUAUGCAUACAUUAAUGGCCUGUAUUCGUCAAUCUGAUCUCGAGCACCGACUUUUGGCAGCAAAUCUUUUGAUCCAAUUAGAUAUUCUGGGGAAAUCUACUGGUAAGAGUGUAUUUAAAGAGGAGGCAGUGGAAGCCCUAUUAGAAUCAUUAGCCUCUGGUGAGAAUAGCAGUACGCGGGCACUAGCUGCAUUUAUUCUUUCAAAUCUUGGAGGAACUUAUUCGUGGACAGGAGAAACAUAUACAGCUGCUUGGUUAGUAAGAAAGGCCGGCUUAACAUCAAUUUGUCAUCGGAACAUGAUCAGAAACAUUGACUGGAUUGACCCUUGCCUGCAGGAUUCUGAAACAAGUACAUGGAGUGCGAGAGCUGCGCGGGGUAUUAUCAAAAUCGGGACUUCUGUCUUUACUGCUUUAGCUAAAGGAAUGCAAAGCAAAAUAAAGAAUGUUUCCCAUGACUGUCUUGUAUGUGCCUCAUGGCUAGGAAAUGAAAUGGCUACUGCGGGUCCCAACGACCUUAGAUAUUCUGCUUGUGAGAUCCUGCUAGGUGAUGUAUCCCGCUUUCUCCAUCCUGGUUCAGAUCUCGAUGAAAGGAUUCUGGCUUGCCUCUCUGUGUAUAAUUACACUUCUGGUAAAGGGAAGCAGAAAUUGAUGAAUUUUUCAGAGGGUUUACGGGAAUCUCUUAGACGCCUCUCUCCUGUUACAUGGAUGGCUGAAGAGUUACUAAAAGUGACGGAUUACUUCAUUCCAACCAAGCCGCGCGUCUCUUGUGUACAUACACAAAUUUUAGAAGUAGGCCAAGCUGGUAAUGGUGCUGCAACUGCUAUUACCUUUUUCAAAGGGCAACUCUAUGCUGGUUAUUCUGAUGGUACCAUUAAGGCCUGGGACAUCAAACGACAAAGAGCGGUGCUCGCAACAGAGGUUAAAGAACACAAGAAAGCUGUGACUUGCUUUGCUCUUUUUGAACCUGGGGACAAUCUCUUAAGUGGAUCUUGCGAUAAAUCUAUUCGGGUUUGGAAAACGGUACAAGGUAAGCUUGAAUGUGUUGAAGUGAUACAGAUGAAAGAACCAGUUCAAAAGUUGGACAGUUAUGGUGACAAAAUUAUUGUAAUAAUGCAGAACCGCAGUAUCAAAGUUUCCCAUGCAUCAAGAAGUGCGCAAACUAUCUGCAAGAAUAAACAUGUUAAAUGCGUAGCUAUAGCCCAGGGGAGAGCUUACCUUGGAUGCGCUGACUCCAGCAUACAGGAGAUAGAUAUAAUGGAGGACAAUAAGAUCGAGAUAAGGGCGCCAACAAAAAUCUGGAGGAUCAGAAAACAGCUCAUAAAUUCAAUCCAAAUUUAUAAAGACUGGAUGUACUUGGCUGGUGCUACUGUUGAAGGAUCUAGCAUAAAGGAUUGGAGAAGACGCCGCCAACCUCAAGUCUCGAUUGCAAUGUCGAGGGGAGUGGAUGUGCAGGCAAUGGCAAUAGUGGAGGACUUCAUUUACUUGAACUCGAGUAGAACUCCGAUGACACUUCAGAUUUGGUUGAGAGAGAAGCAGCAGAAGGUAGGCAGAUUAUCAGCAGGGAGCAAGAUUACAUGCCUUCUUGCAGCAAAUGACACUAUUUUCUGCGGUACUGAAACUGGGUCAAUUAAGGCAUGGAUUCCGCUGUAAGCGAAUUAUCAAGAAACAACGCGACGCUUAAUUUUUGUAAAUCCUUCUGAACUACAGGGCAAAGUAACAUAGAAUAAAGGAUAAAUAUACGGCGAUUUAUGUCCUAUAUCAGAACUAUAUGCUAGCUUGUGUAAUUCCUGAACCACCAAAGUGAUUGUGUAAAAGGAACUUGUAGUGUUUGUGUUAUGCAGUAGAACUGUUCUUUUCCUAUUGGUUUGUAAAGGUGUAUGUAUCCAAGUGAGAUUUGAUAAGUUUGGUUAAUAUAAUAAUAUUUGUUGAUCAGCA
Ananas comosus (pineapple) is the source of this 4257-nucleotide messenger RNA. Its product is annotated as putative E3 ubiquitin-protein ligase LIN-1. The record is from RefSeq and is a predicted model, not a curated record. Gene Ontology annotation, molecular function: protein binding. The transcript has 17 exons. NCBI's taxonomy places the organism in Eukaryota, Viridiplantae, Streptophyta, Magnoliopsida, Poales, Bromeliaceae. The coding region runs from base 16 to 3972 and encodes 1318 amino acids.